AUGUGGAAGAAGAGUGUUGCUGUUCUCAGCGCUGUUGCCGGUCUGGCAAUGGCUGCUCCCGUUCCUCAAGAUGCCGCCGCCGCCCCUGCCACUACAAAGUACAUCAUCACCCUCAAGCCCGGCAUCGAUCCUGAGGUCGGUAUUCAGCACAUUAACUGGGCUGGUGAUCUUCACCGUCGUGGUAUCUACUGCCGUGAGGAGAAUGGCACCGUUGAGGAGGACUUGAAGGUCUUCAAGGUUGCAGACUUCAACGCCUAUGCUGGUUCCUUCAACGAGGAGACUAUCGCUGAGCUCAAGGCCAGCAACGAGGUGAGUGGUCCUGAUCUUCAGUCCAUGGGCUCCGGUUAUCUGACUUUGAUGCAANNGGUCGCCGUUGUGGAAGAGGACCUUCCUAUAUAUAUGACUGCCAUUACAUCUCAGACUGGCAGCACUUGGGGCUUGGGUCGCAUCUCGCAGCGCAACUACGCUGCCAACACCUACUACUAUGACACAUCUGCCGGUGCUGGCACUUACGGCUAUGUUAUCGACUCUGGCAUCAACAUCAACCACAGAGAGUUUGGUGGUCGUGCCACUCUUGGCCAGAACUUCGUCGGUGGCUCUCACAUUGAUGAUGCUGGUCAUGGCACUCAUGUUGCUGGUACCAUCGGUGGUGCUACUUACGGUGUUGCCAAGAAGGCCAACCUUGUCUCUGUCAAGGUCUUUGGUGCUUCCGGAGUAAGUCACGUUCACAUCCAGUUUCACAGACAUAUAUUGAUGAUUCCCACANNGUCUAGUGCUACUUCCACCAUCAUGCAGGGUUUCGAGUGGGCUGCCAAUGACAUUAUCAAUAAGGGUCGUGCUGGCAAGUCUGUCAUCAACAUGUCUCUCGGCUCCGAGGACUCCGUCUCCACCGCCUUCAACUCCCUCGUCAACGCCGCCACUCAGCAAGGCGUUCUCUCGGUCGUCGCCGCCGGCAACGGAGUCAGCAANCCCCGCACCGGCGCCUUUGUCGAAGCCAUCGAUGCAUCCCGCACUUCNCCCGCCUCUGCCGCAUCCGCCCUCACCGUCGGCGCAAUCGGCAGCGACAAUUCCCGUGCGUACUUCUCCAACUUUGGCAGCACUGUUGAUGUCUUUGCCCCCGGUCUCAAUGUGCUUUCUGCUUGGAUUGGCUCCACCUCUGCUACCAACACUAUCUCUGGUACUUCGAUGGCCUGCCCUCAUGUUGUUGGUCUUGCUCUUUACCUCAAGGGUCUGGAGUCUGGAUUGAGUUCUCCUGCUGCUACUACGGACAGAAUUGUUGCUUUGGCUACUACUGGUCAGGGUACUGAUCUUCGUAGCGGUAGCCCUAACCGUAUUGUUUACAACAAUAGCGGGCGUUAA
Messenger RNA from Aureobasidium vineae, 1359 nucleotides. The record is from the annotation of a GenBank genome assembly. NCBI's taxonomy places the organism in Eukaryota, Fungi, Ascomycota, Dothideomycetes, Dothideales, Saccotheciaceae.